Messenger RNA from Ctenopharyngodon idella (grass carp), 9846 nucleotides. RefSeq names its product myosin XVI (gene myo16). Gene Ontology annotation, molecular function: protein phosphatase binding; cytoskeletal motor activity; actin filament binding. Gene Ontology annotation, cellular component: nucleoplasm; myosin complex; perinuclear region of cytoplasm. The transcript is spliced from 36 exons. Gene Ontology annotation, biological process: negative regulation of G1/S transition of mitotic cell cycle; neuron projection morphogenesis; phosphatidylinositol 3-kinase/protein kinase B signal transduction. Lineage: Eukaryota; Metazoa; Chordata; Actinopteri; Cypriniformes; Xenocyprididae. The record is from RefSeq and is a predicted model, not a curated record. The coding region runs from base 303 to 5912 and encodes 1869 amino acids.
AAGGACGCAUCAAUCAGCGGCGCUACAAUAGCACGUGUGGCGGUCAUGGUCAUAGAGCGGCUCGGUUGAGUCGACGCGACUGCAGACUGCUGAUUGGAGAGAGAGAGAGCGGUUACCGUCACCUUAUCCACCGCUCCUCCUUCACUACAACCACAACUGCCUCUGCAAUCCGAUCGCCCUUUAAUAAUGCACGGGGAGGUAAAGCGAAUUUCAGUUACCGGGCUCUGAAUGAUGUAUAGCACCGGUUACUACAGCACCGCACCGGAGAGCACGAACCUGUAGCUGUGUGAUCUGCGGAGAAAAUGUCACACUAUCAUUUCAUCAAAUGCUGUUGUUUUCAGCUAUGUAACGUGUUCAGGCAGAACAUGGAGAUAGACCAGUGUCUGCUGGAGUCUCUGCCGUUGGGCCAGCGUCAGAGGCUGGUCAGACGCAUGCGUUGCGAGCAGCUGCGGAUCUACUACGAGCGUGAACGGACACUACAGAAGCAAAGCUUCCCCAAGCCCCGGGCCACCAACCGCAAAAAGCAAAGAAUCAGCUUCACUCUUUCAGACGUCAUCCAGGAUGCCAUUAUAAGACACGAUGACAAAGAGGUGCUGAGGCUGCUGAAGGAGGGAGCUGACCUGAACACAGUGAUUUCCUCAGGAGGAUCUCUGCUCCAUCUGUGUGCCCGCCAUGACAAUGUGUUCGCAGCAGAGAUUUUGAUAGAGAAGGGACUGAAUGUCAACCUGCAGGAUGAGGACCUCUGGACUGCCCUGCAUGUGGCCUGCGCCUGCGAUCACGCAGAUAUGGUGCUGCUGCUACUGCUGGCUGGAGUCAACGUGCUCCUGCAGGAUGUGAACGGGAACAUUCCACUUGACUACGCCACAGAAGGGACGGAAACCAGCUACAUCCUCAUUAGGCACCUGGAGGAGAAUGGAGUGGACAUGAGCUCUAUGCACCAGAUGAAGACCCAGCGCUCAUCCACCAUGAUGUCUGAUGUGAGGCAGCUGGUCAGCAGCGGGGGCAGUGUCAAUCAACAAAAUGAUGACGGGGUCACGCUGCUACACAUCGCCAGUGCCAGUGGUUAUAAGGAGGUUGUGUCAGUGCUGCUGGAGAAUGGUGCAGAUGUCCAGGUGUCUGACAACAGCUACUGGACACCCUUACAUCUGGCUGCCAAAUAUGGGCAGACCAACAUUGUGAGCCAGCUGUUGAAGCACAAAGCAGAUCCUACUCUACUGAACUGCAACCAGGACAAGCCCUCAGACAUAGCUGCUACUGAGCAGAUUGCAGAUAUGCUAAUGAGAGCAGAGGAAUUCUGGGUACAGAGACAGACAGACCCCUCGGCCCCGCUUCCACAAUCGGAAGAGCACUGCACAGAGUCCAACCAAGACAACAAUCUGCCUGUAAAAAAACUGGCUACUAUGGCUCUAUCCAUCUCUAGGAGGGACAGUUUGUUGGAGAAGGAGGCCAUGUUCAGGGACUCAGGAGGAGCUCUGACACAGCAGCCUUCACUUGAUAACGGCCUGGAUGGACCAUAUCCCAGCGCUGCAGGAAAACUGGAGCAGGUAAAACUGAUGCCUCCUGCCCCUAAUGAUGACCUUGCAUCCCUCAGCGAGCUCACGGAUAGCAGCCUGCUCUACGAGAUGCAGAAGCGUUUCGCCAAUGACCAGAUAUAUACCUACAUUGGACACAUUCUUCUCCUCAUUAACCCUUACAAGGACCUGCCUAUCUACUCUAAUCUCGUCAGUCAGUUGUAUCUGAGCUCCAGUGGUCGUCUGUGUUCCUCUCUCCCGCCUCAUAUCUUCUCUUCAGCUGAGCGCGCUUAUCACAUGAUGCUGCAGGAGCGACGCCCACAGUGUUUCAUCAUCAGUGGAGAGAGUGGUUCUGGGAAGUCUGUGGCUUGUAAGCACAUCCUGAAACACCUGGCUGCUCGCUCAAGUCCCAAAAGCUUCGCUUUAGAGCCACGGAUGAAGCAUGUGAAUGUGAUCUUGGAAGCCUUUGGCCAUGCUAAGACUCAGAUGAACUCCUCAGCAAGCCGUUUCAUCAAGCUGAUCUCACUGCAGUACUGUGAGAAGAGAAAGACUCUACUCAGAGGCCGUCUGUACACUUAUAUGCUGGAGAAGUCGAGGGUCAUCUGCAUGCCACCACAUCAGCAGAACUUUAACAUCUUCUACCUGAUGGCUGAGGGGCUUUCAGCAGAGGAGAAGAGUAAUCUAUAUCUAAACAAUGUCUUAGCCCACAGGUGUCUGAGCACAGCGGCUCCAGGUGAAACUCCUGCAGUAGCUACCGCGUGUCCUCAGAGCAGAGAGAAGCUCUCGGCCCUUAAACAGGCACUGCGUGCGCUCGGCUUCAAUAGACUGGAGGUGGAGAAUUUGUUUGUGGUCCUCUCUGCGCUGCUGCAUUUGGGAGAUCUGCGCUUCACCGCCCUGACAGACGCUGACACUGCGUUUGUGUCCGACUUGCAGCUGCUAGACAGAGUGGCUGGGAUGUUGCAAGUUAGCUCUGAGGAUCUAGGCUCUGCCCUCACCUCUGAUGUGCAGUGUUUCAAAGGUGAUGUCAUAACAAGGCGCCACACAGUUGAAAUGUCCAACCAUCACAGAGACCUCUUGGCCAAAGCUCUGUACGGACGACUCUUCAGCUUCUUGGUCAAUAACAUUAACUUUUACCUCCAAGGUCAUGAAGAAAUUAUUGGAGAUCCUGCCCUUGAGAUAAGCGUCUUGGACAUAUUUGGCUUUGAGGAAUUCCAGCGUAAUGGUUAUGAACAGCUGUGCAUUAACAUGGUAAAUGAGCGGAUCCGGCAGUACACAGCAGAGGUGCUCUUCCAGCAAGAGCAGCAAGAAUGUCUGCAGGAGGGGGUUGCCAUGGAGACGCUACGCUCCCUCGGCAACCAGACAGCAGUGCUGGACUUCUUCUUCCAGAAGCCUCAGGGUUUGCUGUGCAUCAUUGAUGAGGAGAGUCAGUCCCUCAGGCCAUGUGAAGUCAACCUUUAUAAACGACUGCAGAUACAGCUGGAUUCCUCCUGUACGGACGCUGUCUCCCUCACAACCAAAGAUGGCAACGGGAACCCCCCACCUAAAGACCAGGGGCCAUCAUUUACGGUUACUCACUACGCUGGCAAGAUGACCUAUGACCUGACGGGCUCAUUGGACAGGAACAAGGAUGUUCUUCCCCAAAACAUCUUGUUUGUUAUGAAAACAAGUGAGAACGUGCUCAUCCAUCAAAUGUUCCAGUGUAAGCUGACUCAGACGGGCUCAUUGGUUCCCCACCACCAGCGGAUGAAGCUUCGCGGGCCCAAAGGCACUUUGCUUAACAAGAGCACUACACUAAAUCCUGCCAGAGAUGCCAAGAAAUAUGUGGAACUGAACAAGCUCCUGAAGAAGAAGGGAGCAACGUCCUUCCUGCAGCGGCUGGAGCGCUGUGGACCUGUCACUGUGGCUGUGCAGCUCAGGAACUCUCUGUGUGAGAUCACCAGUAAGCUGCAAGCAUGUACGCCCCACUUUGUCCAGUGCGUCAGGCCCAACAACGUUGGAAAGCCUGAUGUGUUUGACAGCUUCCACGUGUCCUCACAGCUCCAGUACGUGGGGGUUCUGGAGAUGGUCCGCAUGAUCCGGUAUGGAUACCCAGUCCGACUGUCUUUUACCAGCUUCCUGAGCAGAUACAGAGAGCUGGUGGACACUAUCCUCAUUGACAAGAAGAAAGCAUCCGCAGAGGAGAAGUGCCGCCACAUUCUGCAGCAUUGUAAACUCCAGGGCUGGCAGAUGGGCAGCAGUAAGGUUUUUUUGAGAUACUGGCAGGCUGAUCACCUUAAUGACCGUUGCCAUCAGUUGCACAGGAAGAUUAUUAUCUGUCAGAAAGUGGUGCGUGGCUGGUUGGCCAGACAGCAGGUGUGUCGCAAGCUCACUUCUCGGCAGCAGGAGCAGUGCAAUGUCCAUCGGUUCCUGCAGGGAGCAGAGGACUUGGGUAUGCAUGCUUACGACAGCUUGGUCAUCCAAAAUGCAGCUGAUAUCGCACGAGAAAAUGACCGCCUCCGGGGUCACAUCAGCGCUCCACCACUGGGCGAGCGACCGGAACCUGUGGGCAAAGAAGAAGACUCGCCAAAGAGGGUUGUUGAAAAAAUUGGGAGGGUCAAUGAUGUGGCAGGCCGUGGGGGGAACCGACCACUCCGGCAUUUCCGCUCCAGCUCUGUGCCUCUCCCUCUGGUAAUGGACAGCUUGGUACACUCCAGCAUUGGGACAUCAAUCAAAGCAGCCCUUCAGUCUGCGCCACACUCCACUGAGGAGGGGAAUGGAGGGAACCUCUCCUCCCCACGAAAACAACCUCCUCCCAAACCCAAACGAGACCCAAAUACACGUCUGAGUGCAUCAUAUGAGGCAGUGAGUGCAGGGCUGAGUAUUGCACCCAAAGACAGCCCUGCUGAGGGUCAAGCCUCACCGUCUGGAAGCCCACCAAAAAACCAGCUGUCUCCUUCUGAUCCUCUCUCUAAACCACGGCCUCACAGUGAUGACUACAGCACCAUGAAGAAGAUCCCACCCCCAAAGCCUAAACGCAGCCCUAAUACCAAACUGACGGGCUCCUACGAGGAGAUCUCUAUACCCUCCCCUGCACGCCCCACAGACAUGAAACUUGUCAGCCUGGUACGAGGCGGCCACUGCUUGGGCCUCAUCCAGCGAGCAGCGUCUGCAGAUGGCCCCCAUUCUUCUGUACUAAGCCUCUACCCUUGCCAGGACGAGGAGGAUGUGUAUAUCGAGAUGGUAGGGGCCUCACGAGCCCUCAGCCUGGCUGACUCCCACAGUCCAGAGCUGAGUGAGGCGGUAUACGAGGAGAUGAAGUACUUCCCACAUGACGAGGUGGGGUCAACUCCGGUGGUCAAGCCUGAAGCUGUCAAUCCCACCACCACUACCCUACCUGCCCCAGUGCUGGAAGUCAAGAGGCCUGUGACCCUGAUGGAGCACCCCGGCACUCUCGGGGGAAAGCAGCUGGGCAAGGAUGGGACAGCUUGUGACAUUCCAGCUCCAUUCCCCAACCUCCUUCCACACCGUCCCCCACUUCUGGUCUUCCCUCCGUCCCCUGUCACCUGCUCACCCGCCUCGGAUGAGUCCCCCCUUACCCCUCUUGAGGUGAAGAAGCUGCCGGUGUUUGAAACCAACCUUAACUACACCAGCCAGGAUGGGGGGAGCCCACUCUCACCUCAGUACACCCGGCAAAGGGCUGAUUCCUCACCAAGUCUUUCUGUCUUAAUGCCAGACAAGUCCACGCCACCCUUGACUCCUCCCCCUCCGCCCCCUCCGGCAGUACUUCCACCUCCCUAUCGCCCCCCUUCUCACUUCCCCUUCCCCCCUGAGGCAAACUUCUUGGCCCUGACCCGUGCAGCUUCUGUGGCUAGCACCGAUUCCCCCAAAGUCUCCCAUAAAAUGGCACACGGUCUGGCAGAGACGCCUUCAAGCAGUUCCAAGCCUCCCUUCUCACCAGUGAAGACCUCACGACCAGAGCCCCGCAGAGCUCACUCCUGCUCCUCCUCGCCUCUGCUCUUCAACCCUGCCAAUGGGAGACCCCUCACUAGUCCCCUAGAUGAGCUAAACACCAUUUUCAGCUCAGGGCGCAGCCUACUCCGCAAGUCCACUACAGGAAGAAAGAUCAGAGACAGCGGACUCUCAAAUUCCAACAUUAACCUGCCAGGUCGAGAGGAUCAAGGCCCAAUCUCCCCGUCGUCACAGUUACAGGAUAAAAACGCCAACAACCACACCUCUCCCAACUCUUCAAAUCCAGCCCCCGUUGAGAACGGCAACCAGAUCUCCAAUGGAACAUUGGAAGACGAUGGACAUCCAAAGUCAAAUGCGUCCAGCACCUCGGCGUUACACAGGCACAUGGACAGCCACCACACUCAGAGGGGUCACCUCAACUUCUCGCCUUUCGGUGCGGGGGCAGCGCUGUAGGCAGGGGGGCUGAAUGAGCCCUCAGGCCUGUAUAGGGAUGGGUGCUCCAGAGGUCACGUGCAUGUGGGGAUCAGCGGGCCACUCUGCAGGAAUUAUUGCGCUGGCGGAGGAGUGUUUGUGACGGUCGACCAGACUGGCAGAACGCUUGGCUCCACACAAACACCUCACCCACCCUAACGGUGAAGACCAAGAGUCCCAGAAAGAAAGCAUCGCCCUAGAGAUUGUGGUCUUCCUGAGUUAAACCUCAGUUAAACCCCACUCCUUAGGCCCGAUGACCCUUUUUAUGUUUUGCCCUUCACAUAGGGGUGGGCAUCCUCUAAAUAGAGCCAAACUCUGAACUCACGAGAGGAGGGCAUCCCAAUUUGUUCUUGUUCCUCUCUUCACUUCUUUUGAAACAAUCAAAGGUUCCUUGUAAAAUGGUUCCACAUGUCUCUCUAGCUAAUGGCCAACUGUGACCAAAUAACUGCCCCCAAAGACUACCAAUCCCUGUCCUGAAGAAACAAAGGGGACAUGGCUAUUAUGAAUCCCAUUCGCAGUGUCCUAAACAUCUCACUGUUUGAAAGUUCUCAUCACGUCGCCUUGAUUGCAACCCAUCGACGCUAUCUUAGGGCUGUGCAAACAUAUCUCAACUGUGCUACUGCGUGCUAUAGUCUACAUUGUGGGCCAUAUUUUAGUUUUAAACCCUGGUGCUGGUCGCUCCACAUGUGGUUGUUGUUGCCUGGGUUGGGUAAAAAGUGCCAGUUCUGUUCCAACUCGAGCACUCGAGACACAUGGACGCGACAGACCUUAAAGUUUACAAGACAAAAACUUUGUGUUGACCUCAUAGGCCUAGCUUUGUCAACAAAGUCCUCCUUCAGGUUCAGGAAAGCAGCUACACCUCACGCUUUUUCAGGUGCUUUGGUUACCCUCCAUCAGGGUUGGCAACCAUCACACACAGGUUGUGACCUUACAAAGAGGUCAGGGUUCAGGGAAAUUAUUAGUAACAUCACAAGUCCACAACAUUUCCACCAGCUUCUGGACUACAUUCAUCGUUCACUCUAGGCUAAUGUGCUCACACUUCUGCAACAUGAAACCAAGAGGUUUUACAAGACAUACUGUUGACGAACUUGAAGACGCCUGAUUUAUAUCAAAUGGUUAAAGAGCACAAUUCUCCUAAUACACCUUUAGAUGGAACAAUCAUUACUAGUGAUGGAUAUUACUGCCGAUUUGACUCCCGCAACAAAAGUUCUUGGAUUCUUCCUCAAAGGUGCUUAUGUACGAAUGCUGGGUUGUAUGGUAACAUGUCAGUACCUUAGUAGAUGAUCUGUACAAACAGCACAUGACCUUUGGUCUCCCUGAAGUUCAGAAUAUUCAUGUCUCUCGUUGUUCCUAUUGUGUGAAGGUACCCAGAUGCCUCCAAAUAGAGUUCUCGAGGCAUUUGAUUUAUCCAUACAGUGCGCACGUUCAGAUUUAUUACCUGAGAGAACUUGGGUAAAUAUUUUUGGACCUUGAACACUGGGUUCGCACCAGGAGCCCAACCAUAAGCACAGCCAUGUACCUGACGUACAGGUGCUUUUCUGAGAAUAAGCAGAACUUGACCUUCUGGUUCUGGUUGUCUUCAUGACUGAAUAGAUGAGUUAUGUACAGAUUGCAAAUGUUUUGAUGAGUAUAAUGGCAAAUUGUCUUUAUAAUGGAAAGCUAUCCUGAAUGUUCAAGAAUGCAAUGACAGAAGGACUAAGGUGGUGGGUUUUAUAGUGUGAAUAUCAUUUUAGUACAGAAUGAUUGUUUAUUCAUAGUAAACUCUUUAGCCGUUCUCCAUCCCCACAGGACUGCGGUCAAUCUUUGAAAAUGUAUAAAGAUAUUUAAUUUAUUGUACAGAAUUUUUGUGUUUCUGCAAGUACAUUUGAGUUGCACUUUGCCACUGUUUUGUUUAAGCUUCAUUUAGAGUGUCACUUCUUGCCUGUUUGCUUAUCCUGAAGGCGCCGUCCUGACUUGCUGAAAAAAGGGUCCCCAAAUGUUAUACCUUCUAAAAAAGAGUCCAUUCAGUCCCUUUGACACAAUGAUCAAUAUUUGAAUGUACAUGCAUUAAAUCUGGGAACAGUGACUUAAUAUGUAUGGUUUACAUAACCAGUUUUGUUUAAUGAUUGUAUUGAAACCGUAAAUUAUUUUCAAUGUAAAACAUGAUCUAAAAUUCACUCAAUGAUUUUUAAGGCCCAGUUUUGUGAGUCAUACUUUCUGGCUCGUUAAAUCAAUACGAAGGCUUAUGUAUUUCAUAUCUUCCCAAGUAAUGUGAAUACUCCCUUUCCCCAUUCCAUUGGACGGUGGUUUAAGCAUCUUUCACUGCUGUGCAGUCCUGCAGAUCAGAGACGCAUAUUAAAAAUCACUGUGCAGGCCAGUGCUGAUGGAGACCGAAACUCACUUCAUGGGUUUGAUCCACAGUUUUGGAAUAGCUGCUUUGCAUCGCUACUGCUUAACAGGGUUACAAUACUAUUAUUUAAAACAAUUUAUUGAAGAAAAAAAUAAUGCUAUUUUAUGAUGACUUUCCAUCAAUACUACAAAGCAAAAAGAGAAUAAAAAGAACUGUACAGUAUGAGCCCAUUUUUAUACUCUGUUGUUGAAAAGGGAACGUAUGUUAACGCAUGAGAUCUCUCUUACGUACAUGCCCCAUCUGUCUGUUUUUCUGUGCUUAGUCUGAUACAGUGUGGAGAUAUAGACUUCAUUGGAUCAUGCCCUUUGUCUUAACUGGUGCUGUGGAACCAUCCAGACAUGAUGUUAUGAACUUCCUCUCACCCUCCAGCCCAACACGGCCUCGUUAUAACAGACUUAUUGAUUUGAUGGCAAAACAAUGGCCAGAAAUGGUUUGGUUAAGCUCAAUAUGUAGAGAACAUCUCCCAGUAUUCCAGUCGAGACCAGCUCAUUUGAUUCCAAGUCACGACCAUAACCAGAAUAGGGUCGGAUUCAAGUCAAGGCUGAGUCCAAGACCACAGUCAAGUCAAGUCACCUUUAUUUAAACAGUGCUUUAUACAAAACAGAUUGUUUCAAAGCGGCUUUACAGUGACAACAGGAAAAUUAUUCAAUAAUGCAAACAGAGUUCAUUUCAGCUGUACAGCAGUGUCAUUGUUCAGCUGAAGUCAGUUCAGUGUCGAUUCAGUUCCGUUGUAAAGAUCAUCAAUUAUUAAAUUAGUUCAUUUCAUCUAUAAAGCAGUACUUCAGAAAAUAGUAAAGUCAUCGUCCAGCUCAGUUUUCAUCCAAUAGUGUCAGUGCAGUCAAAUCAAUAAUAUUGAUAUUUAUCAAUAUUAAUAUUAGGUGUCCCCAACUAAGCAGGCCAGAGGCGACAGUGGCAAAGAACCCAAACUCCAUCAGGUGACAGAAUGGAGACAGAAAAAAAAAAAAAAAAACCUUGGGAAAAACCAGGCACAGUCGGGGGCCAGUUCUCCUCUGGCCAACGAACGAACACGGUGUGAUUAUGAUUCAGGCUGCAGUCAGAAAUCACAUUGUGAAUUGGUAGCAUUCAAAUAUUUCAUCCAGUUCCUUGCCUCUGUCUUGACUCGACCUCAACCCUUUUCUGGUCUCGGUCUUGACUCGGACUCGACCUCUCUUCUCAGUUUUGACUCAAGACUUAAAUGAUCUGGUCUCAAAUACAACACUGACAUCUCCAUCUAUCUCAAGACAUUGAAAACAAAGUCAUUCAGAUUACUGUGCUUGCUCAAAUAUGCAGAGCUCAACAAAAUAUUAAAUUACCAUGGCUGUUGCUGUCUUUUGUAGUCGAUGUGUUUUAGUUUUGUUUUGUUUCUUUAUGAUAAUCUGUAAAUUAUAUAUAAACAUGCCUAUUACUUCAAUACAUGUUUGUGCAAACGAAAAAAAAAAAUGUCUUGGUACAUAUUUUGUUUUGAAAUGUUUUAUAAAGUUCCUGUACAGCAAUAAAGCACAGUGUCAGUCAACUGACAAAAAAAAA